CGGAAAUAUUUCAGAAACAUGCCAAUCCGUCAAGAAUCUUACAUUUCAAAGCAAAUGUUUCAGCAACAUGUCGUUUUGAAAUAUUGCAAUUUAAAUAAACCGAAAUCUUGAUGAAACAUUCCAUGUUAGAAAUCUUGCAUUCAUUAUUUUUUACUUAAUUGAACUUUGGAAUGAAGGAAAAACAACAAUUAGUAUAUUGUAAUGUAAUAUUGUAAUGUACUCUAUGUAAGCUCAAGGAAUAUUUAACCACAAUUCAACAAUGACAUCCUCGGAGUACAUCGUUUACCAUCGCGAUCGCAUUUUGUUUUAAAUUCAGAUGAGAUGCCAUUUACAUGACACAACUAAGAUUAUAACACAUCGGUAACCUUCGAGCGAUCGGUUUUAACUGGUGCAAUUGCAGGAUCGGGGUAAAUCUUAUCGUGUAUUGAUAUUGCGUUUUUGUUGUGACCUUUUUUACCGGCCGGCGGUUAAUUACCUGCGUAAGAUUUUAGUGCUUUCAAUUACCAGAUUUCCAAACAUGGGAAGAAUUAAAUUAAAAAAUUAUAAUAACAUAUCCCUAAGACAUAGAAGACGAUUGCUAAACAAAAAUACAAAAUCUAACCUAGUCGUUGGGAAUAACUCGAAGAAUGAUUCAUUGGGGAAUCCCGAGGAGAAUCCAAUUUCUGUAAUUGUUAAUCGAUUCCAUUCUCAGUGUAGUCAAAAUACCCACAAUACGGUUUGUAAAACUGCAACGUUUGAUAGUAAUGUUACAAGUGCAGCAUCGCAUUCCAAUGAAAACUUGUGUGAAUAUGUAGAUGUUGGAGAUGAAUAUUGUUCUGGACCGAUUUUACACAACACUGAACAUAUUGCUUUUAAGAAUACAGAGACUGUUGUGAGUGUGGACCCCCCUCGAGAUACUCCACAUGUUCAUAAUGAUUCAUCAAUUCAACUACAAGAACAACUUGCAAAUUGGGCUCUAAUCUUCAAUGUUAAUUUAAAUGCAGUGUCAGCACUGUUACAUAUUAUAAACAAUUUCACAACUUAUUCGUUACCUAAAGACGCUCGAACUUUACUACAAACUCCUCGUCACACAAUUGUAAAAAGUAUGGGAAGGGGUCAAUAUCUACACUUGGGUUUAGAGAAUGCACUGAAAAAAAUGAUAAAUCAACAAGUUCAACAUAAUAAUGAAAUUGAUCUUUUAAUAAAUAUUGACGGACUACCUAUUUCUCGUUCUUCUACAGCAUGUUUAUGGCCAAUAUUGUGUUCUGACAACGUAACAAAACAAGUUUUUAUGGUCGGGUCAUACUACGGUCACGAAAAACCUACUGACGUCGCUUUGUAUCUCCAACAGUUUGUUGAUGAAGCUAUAUUACUUGUGCAGAAUGGGUAUUGUUUAAACAAUAAAAUAUAUAAGGUGAACAUAUCUGCACUCAUUUGUGAUGCUCCAGCGAAAUCUUUUGCUUUGUGUAUAAAAGGUCACACAGGUUAUAACAGCUGCAGUAAAUGCAAAAUAGAAGGACAAUAUAUCAACAAUCGUAUAUGUUUUCCAUUUGGAUCGGGUGGAAGCAAUAUAUUAAGGAAGAGCGAAGAUUUUUGGCAAGAUGGUGAUGAGGAGUUUCAAUAUGAUAAAAGUCCUUUCUUAAACAUACCCAAUUUUAAUCCAGUUUUAAAUGUCCCUUUGGAUUAUUUACACCUUAUAUGCUUGGGAGUUGUAAAAAAACUCAUUCUUUUGUGGAUGUCUGGAAAACCCCUUAAUAUCAGAAUCCCUGGAAUGACAAUAAAUAAAAUAUCUUCAGAUAUAUUGAAAUGCCAAAAGACUGUUCCAAGAGAAAUUGUGCGGAAACCUCGAUCGUUGUCAGACAUACAUCAUUGGAAAGGAACAGAGUUUCGCUCAUUUUUAUUGUAUGUUGGACCUGUUGUAUUAAAAAAAUAUUUAAGUGCUGAUAUGUACUUAAACUUUUUGACAUUACAUACUGCAAUUCGAAUAUUAUGUAAUCCUAACAUAUCUGAAGAUAAUAAUUAUAUUGUAUAUGCUGAGAAUCUGUUGAUACAUUUUGUGCAAUCUUUUGGAAUUAUUUAUGGAAAUGAUAAAAUUUCACACAAUGUCCAUAAUUUAAUUCAUAUUGCAGAUGACGCUAAAAAGUUUGGAUCUCUAGACAAUUUUAGCGCUUUUAGGUUAUACUGAAC
Molecule: messenger RNA, 2166 nt
Organism: Photinus pyralis (common eastern firefly)
Lineage: Eukaryota; Metazoa; Arthropoda; Insecta; Coleoptera; Lampyridae
Exons: 2
Coding region: 518-2164 (548 amino acids)
Source: RefSeq, a predicted model, not a curated record